This is a messenger RNA of Penicillium chermesinum, 234 nucleotides long. RefSeq lists its product as uncharacterized. The record is from RefSeq and is a predicted model, not a curated record. Lineage: Eukaryota; Fungi; Ascomycota; Eurotiomycetes; Eurotiales; Aspergillaceae. The transcript has a single exon. Bases 1 to 234 code for a protein of 77 amino acids.
AUGUCUGUGGGUGCCUUGUUGUAUAUGAAAGCUGAAGACUGGCAGGCAUUCCACGGCAUCGUACGCAAUCUAAAAAGUUCAGAUGAGUCGGAUACUACCAAUGGCAAGUUAAACAGGAUGUUUUUUACGAAAGUAUCGAGACCUCACAUGGCAAAAUUUACUCCAGACUGCCGGACUAGUGCGUGGCCGCCCGAAGUUGCCGAAAUGCGUACUCCGUACUCCGUACCAGUGUAA